This is a messenger RNA of Carya illinoinensis, 2283 nucleotides long. RefSeq lists its product as uncharacterized. Gene Ontology annotation, molecular function: RNA-DNA hybrid ribonuclease activity; nucleic acid binding. The coding region runs from base 1 to 2283 and encodes 760 amino acids. NCBI's taxonomy places the organism in Eukaryota, Viridiplantae, Streptophyta, Magnoliopsida, Fagales, Juglandaceae. The transcript is spliced from 3 exons. The record is from RefSeq and is a predicted model, not a curated record.
AUGUCUCAAUCAGCUUUUGUACCCGGCAGGCUUAUCACAGAUAAUGUACUAGUUGCUUAUGAGCUGGUCCAUUACUUAAGACAGAAGAGGAAAGGAAAAAAAGGGUAUAUGUCACUCAAAUUAGAUAUGAGCAAAGCAUACGAUAGGGUGGAGUGGGGCUUCCUAGAUACUAUAAUGAGAAAGAUGGGGUUCAAUGAAAGGUGGAGAAAGCUUGUAAUGUCCUGUGUACAGACUGUCUCAUAUUCAAUCCUUGUGAAUGGCAGUCCAAAGGGUCCUAUCAGGCCUACGAGAGGGUUGAGACAAGGGGACCCUCUUUCCCCUUAUCUUUUCCUCCUUUGCACUGAAGGGUUGAUAGCCAUGCUAAAACAAGCUGAGGAGAACAAGCUGGUGGAAGGUGUAAAAAUCUGCAGAGGCAGCCCAAGGAUCAACAACCUCCUCUUCGCAGAUGAUAGUUUGUUCUUUUGCAGGGCCUCUUUGCAAACUAAUGCACACAUCCAUCAACUUCUAAAGGAGUAUGAGCUGGCAUCGGGUCAAAAAAUUAAUAAGGAGAAGACAGCAAUGGUUUUCAGCACCAAUGUUAACCCUCAAUUACAGCAGGAAAUAAUGGCCUCUUGGGGGAUACAGCAAGCUCAGCAGUAUGACAAGUAUCUUGGCCUCCCAUCAGUGGUAGGAAGAUCUAAGAAGAGAGCCUUUGCAAGUAUUAAAAGCAGGGUUUGGAAGAAGCUCCAAGGAUGGAAGGAGAGGCUACUUUCACAAGGGGGGAAAGAGGUACUGAUUAAAGCAGUAGCCUUAUCUAUUCCUGCAUAUUCCAUGAGUUGCUUCAAAUUACCUGAAAGCCUAUGUAAAGAGUUAGAGAAUAUGAUGGCAAAAUUCUGGUGGGGUCAAAGGGGUGAGGAAAACAAAAUCAGGUGGGUGAGUUGGUCAAAAAUGUGUGCUUCCAAGCAAGAUGGAGGAAUGGGAUUUAAGGACCUUCACAGUUUCAAUAUGGCCCUGUUGGCAAAACAAGCAUGGAGGAUUAUGAAUGAAAAGUCUUCUCUUCUCCAUAAGAUUUAUAAGUCUAGGUACUUCCCCAAUUUGAGCAUUCAGCAAGCACAGUUGGGAAAUGCCCCAUCAUAUGCAUGGAGAGGGAUAUGGGAAUCUAUAAGACUUUUAGUAAGGGGGUGCAGGUGGCGAGUGGGGGAUGGAGAGUCCAUAAACAUCUGGACUGAUAUUUGGUUGCCAGGACAAAACCAAAUCCCCUUAAGCCAAGGUCAAGACAGUAGAAGCAGUUGCCAAAAAGUUGCACAGUUGAUAGAUGGGGAGACAGGGUGGUGGGAUGCUGAGAUAGUUAGGAGAACCCUUCCUCCAAGAGAAGCUUCUGAGGUUCUGAGGAUGUCCCUGGGUCCUCCACCUAGAGAGGAUAAACUCAUAUGGCACUAUGAGGGCUCAGGUGAAUACACAGUGAGGAGUGCAUACAAGCUGUUCUGGUCUUUAAAGAACCACAGGGCCGAAGGGAGUUGCUCAAACUUUCAGGCACAUCGAGGCUUAUGGAAGCAGCUAUGGACAAUGCCAAUACCACACAGGGUUAGGGUCUUCUCAUGGAGAGCAUGCAAGCAAGGACUGCCCACUUUGCAAAGCCUGAGGGUCAGAAAGGAAAGAAACCAGCAGGGGUUUAUGGAGAUAGCUAUGAGAGUGAAACAAGAAGGGCAGCCAAGGGAUCUAGAGAAGUUCUUUCUUAUGGCCUGGUCAUUUUGGUAUAGAAGGAACCAAUUCUACUUUGAAGAUCAUGUUCAGCAUCCACAACAGUCGGUUGAUCAUGCUCUAUCCAUGCUUAAGGAGUCUCGAGAAGCCCAAAUCAGUAGUAAACAGAACAUGGGGUGUUGUAGUACGGGUGUGGGAGUUAUCUUGAGGGACGAGAAGGGUAAAGUAAUAAUGGCUGCGUGUCAUAAAGAACCAGAGUUCUCAGAUCCUAUGGAAGUGGAGCUUCUGGCCAUUCUAAGGGGUCUACAGAUAUGUGUCCCGUUGGGUAUCAAUGAUCUGAUUGUGGAAACCGAUUCUAUGCUUAGUGUUAGGGCCUUAACAACAGAAGGGGAGUCUAUGUCUCCACAUGGUAACUUGAUCUACUCCAUCCUUGGCCUUUCAAAACAGAUUCCCAAAGUGAUUUUCCAACAUGCUGGCAGAGAACACAAUGCAGCAGCUGAUGGCUUAGCAAAAAUGGCAAGAUUUGUAGAGGAUUUAACAAUUUGGUGGGAAUCAAUUCCCGAGUGUAUUUCCCAGAUUGUUUGGCAUGAGGCCAGCUUGUAA